Molecule: messenger RNA, 930 nt
Organism: Helobdella robusta
Lineage: Eukaryota; Metazoa; Annelida; Clitellata; Rhynchobdellida; Glossiphoniidae
Exons: 2
Coding region: 1-930 (309 amino acids)
Source: RefSeq, a predicted model, not a curated record
AUGUUCAUUCAGACGUUUAUAGAAAAAUCAAAUUUGAAGCCUUUAGGACAGAAUACAGCAUGGUCAACUAGCAUAAAUAAAAUCAAAAACAAUUUGUUAACUGCGAGAUCAUUAAUUGAUGUCAAUAAACCGUCUACGAGUAUUAGAGUAUGUAACAUAUCUGAUGAGAAAGUUGAAAUACCUAAGGAUCAAGUAAUCACCAAAUUACAUGAAGUAGUUGUAGUUGAUGAUGAAGUUCAAGAAUCAAAUAACAAGCCCACCAAAGAAUAUGAUGAGACUAUAAAAACAAUAGUUGAUGAGGUAUAUUCCAGUGUUCCAAAUAAUAUUCGUGGUAACUUGAGAAAGUUGUUGCUGAAGUAUAAAAAUAUUCUCUCAUUAAGCGAGUUUGAUUUAGGAAGAACUAAUGUAACGCAACAUGAAAUUGAUACCGGAGCAAACAGACCAUUUCGCCAAGCAUUGCGACCGCAACCUAGAGCACAUCUACCAAUCAUUGACAAUUUGUUAGAAGAGAUGUUACAGCAAAAACCGAUCAGACUCGACGGCCCAGUGAAAACAGGCCGGGGUUGUGCGAAAGCCGACCGACUGACUGACAGGCUCAGUGAAAACAGGCCCUUGGUCGUGCGAAAGCCGAUCAGACUUGACGGCCCAGUGAAAACAGGCCAAGGUUGUGCGAAAGCCGACCGACUGACUGACAGGCCCAGUGAAAACAGGCCCUUGGUCGUGCGAAAGCCGAUCAGACUCGACGGCCCAGUGAAAACAGGCCAAGGUUGUGCGAAAGCCGACCGACUGACAGACAGGCCCAGUGAAAACAGGCCCUUGGUCGUGCGAAAGCCGAUCAGACUUGACGGCCCAGUGAAAACAGGCCAGGGUUGUGCGAAAGCCGACCGACUGACAGACAGGCCCAGUGAAAACAGGCCUUGGGUUCUGUGA